Cornus florida is the source of this 1152-nucleotide messenger RNA. RefSeq lists its product as uncharacterized. The transcript has 6 exons. The record is from RefSeq and is a predicted model, not a curated record. NCBI's taxonomy places the organism in Eukaryota, Viridiplantae, Streptophyta, Magnoliopsida, Cornales, Cornaceae. The coding region runs from base 184 to 909 and encodes 241 amino acids. Gene Ontology annotation, biological process: lipid metabolic process.
GUCCAUGUGGAGGAACAAACCAAGUGGGGGUGACCCAACGAAUAUUCAACUCUUCCCAGUAUCCAUCUCUCCCAAGCAAGAAUCAGUUCCCAACUCUCUCCCCUCUUUAUCUUCUCUUCUCUCCUCUUCUCUUCUCUCUAACCUCAAGAUCCUACACGCAUCCUCUGCGAAAGUUGAGGCAGGAUGGGCUUAAAGGUUGGAUUUUUAAUUCUUUUCAUAUUGAGCACUAGCUGGGUCUCUGAUGCUAGAGAAUUGGUGACCGCUGAUCUCUCUAAAGGAGAAACUGUGAUCAAUGAUUUUUCAGUUUUGCAGCUAUAUCACCAGGAGUCAGAAAAAGAAGUUCAAUCCUCAGAGGGAAUUGUCAGGAACGAAAAGGAGUGCAUGUUGUGUGAAGAGUUUGCUACUAAGGCACUCGGCCACUUUGCUGAAAACAAGACCCAGAUGGAAAUUAUCGACAUCCUCCACGAGUCCUGCUCUCGGCUGCUCUAUUUCAAACAGGAGUGCGCCAUUCUGGUCGACUAUUAUGCUCCUCUCUUCUUCUUAGAGAUAUCCUCAGUACAACCUGGAGAUUUCUGUCGAAAGGUUAAUCUUUGUGAACAAAUGGUAAGCACUUAUCGGGAACUAACUGAGGACAGCUGUGGGCUUUGUCAUCGUGCUGUUGCAGAAGUUUUAUUAAAGUUAAAAGAUCCCGAUACGCAGUUGGAAAUAAUUGAGCUGCUUCUGAAGGGAUGUGAUGCAGUGGAGAACUAUGUGAAAAAGUGUAAAACUCUGGUUUUUGAAUAUGGGCCUCUGAUCCUAGCGAAUACGGAGCAGUUUCUGGAAACUGCAGACAUAUGCACUGUGCUCCAUGCCUGUGAUAGCAAGCAAGCUUCACCCACACUGAAAACAUCCAUGCUUUCUUCAUCUUAAUAAUGCCAGAAAAGGUAGGAUCAGAUUGAUAAUGUCCUUUUGUGAACGAUUGCCAGGCCAUGUUUGUACAAUAAUCAGGACAUAUUUGGUAUGUUGUAAAGCUUGUGUGUCAAAAUUGGAAUUUCUUAAUUAUGAUUGUUCAUAGAAUAACAUAAUUACAGGAAAUUCCGUUCAUUAUUACAUAAAGUGCCUCCACAUUUCUCUGUCCAACUUGUGGAUGCUUGUGGAAAACCUUUCUUACUA